CCCACAGCACCAGGGAAAGGUGCCACUAAGAGCCUCCCCUGGCACAGGUGCUAAGAGCCAGCGAGCACCGGAAGCUCCUACCUUCUGAGCAACAGCGUGGUCACUUCUAGUCCCAACCGCAUCCCGCCGGCCUGCCCUCAUCAUGAACCGGUUCCAGGGCUGGCUGAGAGAAGGCAAGCUCCAGGAGAAGGGGCAGCUUGAGGUCAUCAGAGAGACCCGCAGACAGCUGAAGGAGCACAAGCGCCUCUACCUGGCCACGCGCCGCCUGCUGCUGCUGGGUGAUAAUGAAUCUGGCAGAAGCACCAUUUUCAAGCAGGCCAAGAUCUUGGCCGGGAAGGCUUUGGAUGGGGAGCGCGAGCAAGCCACCGCCGUGCAGAACAUCAGGAGCAACCUCAAGGCAGACAUUGAAACCGUCGUGGCCGCGGUGAGGCGCCGGCCGCCCCACUUGGCGCUGGACAACCCUGAGAACCAGCUCAGCCUAGACUACAUCGUGAGCGCCAGCGCACAGCGCGACUUCAGCUUCCCACCCGAGUUCUAUGAGCACGCCAGGGCGCUGUGGGAGGACGCGGGGGUGCGCGACUGCUGUGAGCGCGCCAGGCUGUGCGGGCUGAUGGACUGCUCCGGGUACUUUCUGGACAAGAUCGAUGUCAUCAAGCAGCCUGACUAUGAGCCCACCAACCAGGACCUCCUCCACUGCCGCGUCCACACUCCUGGAGUCUUUGAGACCAAGUUCCAAGUGGACCAGGUGAGGUUUCACCUCUUCUAUCCAGAAGGUCUGUACUACAGCAGCCAGGUAUGGGCAGAGUAUGUGGAUCAUCUGAGCGCCAUCGUCUUCGUGUUGGACAGCAGCAGCUAUGACCUGAACUUCUCGGGGACCAACAAACUUCAGGAGGCCUUGAACAGCUUCAGGUCCGUCUGGCGCACAUGCCCCAGCUCCCUCUGUGUGCUUCUGUUCCUCAACAAGCAAGAUCUGCUGGCCGAGAAAGUGCUUGCUGGCAAGUCCAAGAUCGAAGACCACUUUCCAGAGUUUGCUCACUACACUCCUCCUCAAGACGCUACUCCCGAGCCCGGAGAGGACCCACGCGUCACCCGGGCCAAGUACUUCAUCCGCGACAAGUUUCUCAGCAUCAGCAGGGCGUGUGGCAGCGAAGACUUCCGCUGCUCUGCUCACUUCACCUGUGCUGUGGACGCUGAGAACUUGAGGAGAGUGUUCAGCCAGUGCGCCAGCCUGGUCUAG
Messenger RNA from Cavia porcellus (domestic guinea pig), 1237 nucleotides. Its product is annotated as guanine nucleotide-binding protein G(s) subunit alpha-like. Gene Ontology annotation, biological process: adenylate cyclase-activating dopamine receptor signaling pathway; sensory perception of chemical stimulus. Lineage: Eukaryota; Metazoa; Chordata; Mammalia; Rodentia; Caviidae. Gene Ontology annotation, cellular component: heterotrimeric G-protein complex. The transcript has a single exon. Bases 143 to 1237 code for a protein of 364 amino acids. Gene Ontology annotation, molecular function: ionotropic glutamate receptor binding; G-protein beta/gamma-subunit complex binding; GTPase activity. The record is from RefSeq and is a predicted model, not a curated record.